This is a messenger RNA of Hordeum vulgare subsp. vulgare (domesticated barley), 846 nucleotides long. Its product is annotated as photosynthetic NDH subunit of lumenal location 2, chloroplastic. Gene Ontology annotation, molecular function: calcium ion binding. NCBI's taxonomy places the organism in Eukaryota, Viridiplantae, Streptophyta, Magnoliopsida, Poales, Poaceae. The record is from RefSeq and is a predicted model, not a curated record. Gene Ontology annotation, cellular component: extrinsic component of membrane; chloroplast; photosystem II oxygen evolving complex. Bases 110 to 760 code for a protein of 216 amino acids. The transcript is spliced from 2 exons. Gene Ontology annotation, biological process: photosynthesis; photosynthetic electron transport chain.
GCCACACCCUUUCCUCCAACCUCAAGAAAAUAAUAUCCUGGGCCUGGACACCAACAGAACCUCACCCUCGUUCAGACAUACUCCACUCUAUUACUGAGCUUCGCCGUCAAUGGCCACCCUUGUCAAGCACCUCAUCCUGUGCUCCAGCACUACCACAUCGUCCUCUGCUACUCCGUCCCCGUCGAACCGUCGCCCGCCGUCAUCGCCCGACGGUGCCGACAAGCGAGCCCACCUGACGCAGUCCUCCACGCGCCGGCUCGCAGUCGCCGCGUCAACGGCAAUGGUCGCAACGGCCGCACUUUCCGCCCGGCGACCCGCCGCGCCGCCCCCAGCCAUGGCGGCGGAGGCGGCCGCUGUGCGGCUACCGGUGCCCCCGGGAACAGUGCCGAGGUGGGGCACGAGGUCGUACGUCAGAGAGAGGUUCUUCGAGCCCGGGCUGACCACGGAGGAGGCCGCGGCGCGCAUCCGUCAAACGGCGGAGGGGAUGCGGACGCUUCGGCCAAUGCUGGAGACCAUGUCGUGGAAGUACGUACUGUUCUACGUGCGGCUCAAGUCCAAGUACCUCGACCUCGACCUCACCACCGCCAUGGCCGGUGUCCCCGAGCCGCGCCGCCCCGAGUACGUCCUCGUCGCUAACGAGCUCGUCGACAAUAUGACCGAGUUCGACCGGUUUGUGCGGACUCCCAAGGUGUACGAGUCGUACCUCUACUAUGAGAAGACCCUGAAGUCGCUGGAUGACGUGGCAGAGUUCCUUGGAUGACCUAGGAAUGUAUUCCCGUCUAUCCCUCCGUGAAGUGUUAAUAUUCACACUAUAAAUAUGAUGAUAUCAAUUGCUAUGUUGCUUCA